AUGAUAAUUUAUUUAUUCCUAAUCCUUAAUAAAGGUGUCGACAUUUCUGACUCUUCCGCGCGCGCACUCAUCGAAGAAACAAAAGCUAUGCAUCAAGCGCUGCGUGACAUCGCAUUGGCUGUGGUCAAUGAUUCUCUUAACUUGCCGUGUCAUUCAAAUAGUGUUCUCGGUGGAGCCGGUGACUUGGCUGGUGAAGAGACCAGUCUUGCUUAUCCAACCAGUCCAGGCUCUCCGUUGAUACCUCAGCUUCAGCCUAUGCCACCCCACUCACAGCCUCCUCUCUUGCCAACAACAGUAGCUCUUGCCCUUCCUGCGACCUCCGUAUCUUCCACGGAAGUAGCAGCGGCAGCUGAGACUGGCCAAUCUUCAGGGUCCGCCAUUCCACAAAUUGGCUGGCUUGGCCGACUUGCUCUUCCAACUGAGUAA
This is a messenger RNA of Protopolystoma xenopodis, 426 nucleotides long. The record is from the annotation of a GenBank genome assembly. NCBI's taxonomy places the organism in Eukaryota, Metazoa, Platyhelminthes, Monogenea, Polystomatidea, Polystomatidae.